CUGCUUUUCAUUCAUCAGCACCUACACAUUUUAGAAAGAAAGAUGGCUACGCUCAUGUCCAUGGCUGUUAUAGUUGCUGUUCUGGCAGCUAUGCUGCAUUACUCAGCAGCCCAGACGGUGCAUGUGGUGGGAGACAACACUGGGUGGACGGUGCCACAAGGUGGUGCAGCCACGUACACCUCCUGGGCUUCUGGAAAGCAGUUCGUGGUUGGUGAUACUCUAGUUUUCAAUUUCGCCACCAACGUUCAUGACGUAGCAGAACUAUCAAAAGAAUCAUUUGAUGCGUGCGACUUUUCCAGUACCAUCGGAAACAUCAUCACAACUGGUCCAGCCAACAUCACUCUCGCCACCGCCGGCAACCACUACUACGUCUGCACCAUUGGCAGCCACUGCACCUCCGGCCAGAAGCUAGCCAUCUCAGUAUCAGCCACUCCCGGCGCCUCCCCUCCUUCUUCGUCUACUGCACCCCCACCACCAUCCACCACCAACACACCCCCAUCAACACCAUCUCCAACUUCUGAAGUUUGCCCUCCAACCACAGCACCGAGUCCUAAGAUGAACACUCCCUCUCCUACAACUGCAACUUCACCAUCCACCACACAGGGUGGUGAUUCUUCAUCAUCAACUGUUUUUGCUAGUGUGUUUGUCUCCUUGGUGUCUCUUGUCAUCAGUUUCUUUCUUUAGGUAGCAGAGAAGAUUCAUAUUGGACGACAUUUUUUUGUGGGGUGUUAUUCAAUAAGUUUGAGAUUGAUUUCUAUGUUGUUGAGUUUUGUUUAACAACAUUUAUGUAUUGUUUUUGAGCAUAUAAUCAAUAAAAUUGU
Molecule: messenger RNA, 821 nt
Organism: Vitis riparia (riverbank grape)
Lineage: Eukaryota; Viridiplantae; Streptophyta; Magnoliopsida; Vitales; Vitaceae
Product: cucumber peeling cupredoxin-like
Exons: 2
Cellular component (GO): plasma membrane
Molecular function (GO): electron transfer activity
Source: RefSeq, a predicted model, not a curated record